GGGAAAAAGAGGGAAACGGAUACUCAAUUGAAAGUGAGUAAACAGAAUUAGAUACUAAAUCUGAUAAAUAAAAAUCUCAUAAAUAAGAGAGUAGAGAGUAUAAUUCUGCGGAAAGCCGUAUUCGAUGAAAGUCGGAUGUACGGCUUGGAGGGAGAUCUUUCAUUUAGUUCGAGAUCCACCCUACAAUAUGGGGUAAAAAAGCCAAAAUAAGUGAUUUUAGCCCUUAUAAACAGAAAACUGAUUCUUGAACCCCUUUCACGCUCAUGUCACGUCGAGGUACUACAAAAAAAAAAAACAGCAAAAUCCGAUCCAAUCUAUCGUAAUCGAUUAGUUAACAUGUUGGUUAACCGUAUUCUGAAAAACGGAAAAAAAUCAUUGGCUUAUCAAAUUAUCUAUCGAGCCGUGAAAAAAAUUCAACAAAAGACAAAAAAAAAUCCACUAUCCGUUUUACGUCAAGCAAUAGGUCGAGUCACUCCCGAUAUAACAGUCAAAGCAAGACGGGUAGGUGGAUCAACUCACCAAGUUCCCGUUGAAAUAGGAUCCACACAAGGAAAAGCACUUGCGAUUCGUUGGUUAUUAGCGGCAUCCCGAAAACGUCCAGGAAAAGAUAUGGCUUUCAAAUUAAGUUCCGAAUUAGUCGAUGCUGCCAAAGGGAGUGGCGCUGCCAUACGCAAAAAGGAAGAGACUCAUAGAAUGGCAGAGUCAAAUAGAGCUUUUGCGCAUUUUCGUUAAUCCAUGAAUAGAGUUUGAGGGUCUGGUCUGGUCUAUCCAGCUUAAUUGGAAAAGAAUCAAGAGAAAAAGUAAAUAAUCACAAGUAAUAUAAAUUGAUUUCGAAAAAUUGACACAUAAAUCAGGAAUAAACUAAACUCUCUCGGGGACUUUUUUAAAGAGGAACCUCGUGUGAAUACCAUGCAAUUGGCACUUUUUUUUAUUUUAAUUGGAAGCAGUUACUAAUUCAUGAGCUAGGAGAUAUACAGAAUGAAAACUUCAUUUUAUAAAAAAGAUAAUACCUUGGUUAGAUUUCAUCUCUUCAACAAGUUUAGUAAUGAGCAUAAUGGCCUAUUGUUCCGAUGGAAAGACGACCCAAUUCUUAGCUUUUCAAUCAAUUUCCAAACAAACAAAUUGAACGAAACCUUUCAAUUUCUUAUUUGACUAUAUUGAACUGUAUUCAUUUCUCUAUCCCUAUAGUACAUUAAAUAUAAAGAAGCUUUAGUAAGAAUGUUUUGAUGUGGUGCUAAGUAUUUCAAAAUUCUAUUUGUAUUUGUAACUCCAAAAUGUUUUCGUUUUCACUCCUACCUAGUAUAUGGAUAGACCAAUAGGAUUAUGAACUUAGAAUUUUAAAAACGUAUCUAAAUAAACUAAAUAAAUGUAUUGAUAUGGAUUCUAAUCCCUCCGUUAUUCCAUUCAAUUUAGGAAUAGGAAUAAACGUAAUGAGACUUUCAUUUUAAAUAUUUCUAUUUGCUCUAUUUGUUUUGUAAAGAAUCGAGAAAUAGGUUUGAUUGUCCAUUUUUUGGAUAUUUUUUGAUAUAGAUAAAAUAUUCUUCGGAUACUGAAACAUAGAAGCAGUUGGAUACCCU
Molecule: messenger RNA, 1577 nt
Organism: Cuscuta europaea
Lineage: Eukaryota; Viridiplantae; Streptophyta; Magnoliopsida; Solanales; Convolvulaceae
Source: the annotation of a GenBank genome assembly